Schistocerca americana (American grasshopper) is the source of this 681-nucleotide messenger RNA. RefSeq lists its product as uncharacterized. NCBI's taxonomy places the organism in Eukaryota, Metazoa, Arthropoda, Insecta, Orthoptera, Acrididae. The transcript is spliced from 3 exons. The coding region runs from base 1 to 681 and encodes 226 amino acids. The record is from RefSeq and is a predicted model, not a curated record.
AUGGCCGGCUGGCCCCUCGUAGCUGCCGCCUUCCUGUGCGCCAGCGCUGUCCAGUGUGUGCCCGUGGAGCAGACGACCGCCGCGACAGCCAUAACGGAACCCGGUCACAGUUUUGGACAGCCCGGUGCGGAUGGAGAGGUGGGACUGCCAGUGAGUGAAGACGGUGUGUCCUCUAAUGCAGUGAGACGACGAAAUGGCGCGGAAUCGGCGGAGGAAAACAGGAUAGAGCCGACCACUCGGGAGCGUCUGGUUAUGCAGAGACUGGGCGUGAGGUGCUCCGGCGGAGACAUCCUCUCCUGCUUCAUGGUGGAGCUCACCGACUACUUUGACGGCUUCAUGGCCAGGAGUAAUGUGAACCUGCUGCCUGGCGUCAAUCUCACCCAGGUGUGGCCACAGCAGCCGCUCAACUCCAGCGAGGAAGAGCCGGCCGCGACCUCGCGGUCUGACGGCGACUCCGGCCCGUCGCUGCUGCAGCUGAUCGGCCGGAAGGUGUGGGCGUUCGCACGCAGCCACGUGCUCAGCCUCGACUUGCGGCCCGUGGCGGACUUCGUGCAGGAAGCGCGUACGCGCGGCUUCCUUCGGAGCCUAGAGCAGGCAAUCGGGGCAGGGGUGUGCGUGCGUAAUACUCGGAACGGUUUUCCUGGCACUCACAUUUACCCGUAUUAUUGCACGUACCCUUGA